AUGGCGCUUCGCCGGUCGUCUGUCGCCGUGGCGACACUCUGUGUCGCCAUUGGCAUCCUAUCGAUCCGGGGCCCCCAAGGUGCCUUGGCAGAGGAAUGCCCUGCCGUAUUUACCCGCUGGACGUACUGCGAUGAGCACAGCUUCAUGCAGGAACGCCACAACGUUCGAUGCGGAGAUGUGGUAGAAACCCGCGAAUGCUCCAAGCCUCCAUCAUGUGGCGAGUUUACGCCGUGGACGCCCAGCAUGGAAGACUGCAAGGGACACGAGAUCCAGACCCGUUACCGCGCAGGCUGCGACCACCACGUUGAGCGCCGCCAGUGCCCCAACAAGGAGGAAUGCGUCGGCGGAUGGACGCCGUGGACUUUCUGCAACUCGAAGGGCUUGCAAGAGCGCCAUAACGCUAGCUGCUCGCUGGUGGAGGUCCGAGAGUGCGGCGCGGCCGACAGCACCUGCGGCGCCUGGAGUCCCUGGUCUCCUCACUUGCCGAGCUGGAACGAGUGUGUCGGUGGCGUCGUGUACCGACGCCAGCGCGAGCACUGCGACCGCGAGGAAGUCCGCGUCUGCCCCAAGUUCGACUGCAGCACUUGUUCGCAGCAUGCCACCUGCGACAAGUUGGAGGGCGUCUGCAAGUGCAGAGAGGGCUUCCACGGCGACGGCAUCACCUGCGAGCCGCAGAACCCGUGCAAGGACCACACGUGCUCGGAGAACGCAGUCUGCCUCGCGGACGGCCAGAACAGCAAAUGCAAAUGCAACCGAGGCUGGGAUGGGAAGGACGGCAGCGGCUCGACGGACGACCCCUGCGUGGACCGCGACGAGUGCGCCACCAACACCCACCAGUGCCCAGCUCACUCCGUCUGCCGCAACACUGAGGGCAGCUACGAGUGUGAUUGCAAGCCCGGAUAUCAGAAAACCGACAGUGGAUCUUGCGAGGACGUCAACGAGUGCCAAGGCGAGCACAUGUGCGACCCGCGCGCGACCUGCGUCAACACCACCGGCUCCUUCGAGUGCGUCUGCAACGACGGCUUCCGCAUGAACCUCGAAACGAAGACCUGCGAGGACAUUGACGAGUGCGCGUCGGGCACUGCGUGCAGCACCCAUGCACUCUGCACCAACAACGAAGGCAGCUUCACCUGCGCCUGCCCGGAGGGCUACCGCGGCGAUGGCACGAUCGAGUCCCCCUGCAGAAAGAUCGACUACUGCGUCGAGGGUCUCGACGACUGUACCGAGAACUCGACUUGCCGCAACGAAACGGUUGGCUUCUCGUGCGUCUGCAACCCGGGCUACUCUGGAAACGGAAAGCCUGACAGCCCGUGCAUCGAUGUCGACGAGUGCAACAAGGAUACCCCACAGAACGACUGCGACACGAAUGCAUUGUGCGUCAACACCGACGGGUCAUACGAGUGUCAGUGCAACGCCGGAUUCACUGGCGAAGGCAAAGGCGCGGACAGCUGCACGGACGUCAACGAAUGCGCGGACGGAAGCGCUGGCUGCUCGGCAGAUGCGACGUGCACCAACAUCCCUGGCUCCUACACAUGCGCGUGCAACGACGGGUUCUCCGGGGACGGAAAGACCUGCACGGACAACGACGAGUGCGCAGCCAACCCGUGCCACCAGUCUGCAACCUGCGAGAACGCGGCCGGAUCGUACACGUGCACAUGCAACCCAGGGUUCUCCGGCGACGGAAAGACAUGCACGGACAUCAACGAGUGCGCGGAUAACGAAGACGCGUGCGGCGAGCACACCGAAUGCCACAACACUCCAGGCAGCUGGGUGUGCCGCUGUCUGUCCGGCUACGGCAACAUGGAUGACAGCCGCACGUGCCACGACAUCGACGAGUGCGCAGUUACUCCCGAGCUGACCCCGGCCAACGCCUCAUGCAAGAACACCGAAGGCGGUUUCGAGUGGGAGUGCAACGCCGGCUACGAGCGCCGGGGCCUGGGGUGCCAGAAGAUCAACUUCUGCGCGCAGAGCAACUGCUCCCCUCACGCCACCUGCCAGGAAGUCAACAACGGAACGAGCUACGAAUGCACGUGCAUUGAAGGAUACGUCGGAGAUGGCCUGGGCGCCGGCGGAUGCCAGGACCGCGACGAAUGCCAAACAGAGAACAACUGCUCGUCUCCUGCCGAAGGCGGUGUCUGCACAAACACUCCGGGGUCCUACUCGUGCGGCUGCAGCGACGGAUACGAGCUUCUCCCCACCGGCAAGUGCCAGGACAUCGACGAGUGUGCCAGCAAACACGCUUGCCACGCGAGUGCGGAGUGCAAGAACACGGCGGGCAGCUACGAGUGCGCGUGCAAGACUGGAUUCCAGGGCGAUGGGCGCUCAUGCGAAGACGUCGACGAGUGCGCGACCAACGCGCACCAGUGCGGCGUCCACGCGACUUGCACCAACACGGUCGGCAGCUACGUGUGCACCUGCGCGGAAGGAUUCGCGCACAACGAAGGCGAUGCGUUCGCGUGCCACGACAUCGACGAGUGCGCGUUGAAGAAGAGCGACUGCUCCCCCCACGCCACCUGUAAGAACGUGGAGGGCUCGUUUGAGUGCACGUGCAACGACGGAUUCGAAGGCAACGGAAAGGAAUGCAGCAACGUCGAGUGGUGCUCCCAGGACCGCGCCGACUGUGACGCCAAUGCAGACUGCACAGAGAACGAGGCUGGAACGGACUACGCCUGCUCGUGCCGCGUCGGCUACAAGGGCAGCGGCCACACGAAGGUCGGCGCACAAGACGGCUGCGUUGACAUCGACGAGUGCGCAGAAGGCGUCGACCUGUGCCCCCGUGAAGGCGGCGUGUGCGUGAACACUGCGGGGUCGUACAAGUGCGAGUGCGAGGCCGGAUACACGGUGGUGACCAAUCCGGAUGGCACGAUCUCCUGCAUCGACAUUGACGAGUGCGGCGUGGACGAUGCGAACGACUGCGCCAAGGGCAGCGACGGAGGCGUCUGCACCAACACAGUCGGGUCGUACGCCUGCUCUUGCCUUCAAGGCUACACGCCUUCUGAGGACGGCAAGACUUGCACGGACAUUGACGAGUGCGCGACCAACACCGCGGGAUGCGCUGAGCACUCGACUUGCCAAAACACUCCAGGCAGCUUCGAGUGCGUCUGCGACGCUGGAUUCCAGAAGGUCAACGGCUCGCAGACCGUGUGCGAAGACAUCGAUGAGUGCACAUCAGGAGCUGCAGCCACCCCUGCGAACGGUACAUGCGUCAACACCGUUGGAGGCGUCGAGUUUUCCUGCAACGCUGGCUACGAGAAGAAGGAUGGCGCUUGCGUGAAGGUCGACUACUGCGGGCAGGGCGGCUGCCACUCUCUGGCCACGUGUACUGAAACCGAGGACGGCACCGACUACACGUGCACUUGCCCGCAAGGCUACACCACUGCCAACGGCGGCCGCGGCGAGCAGGGAUGCAUCGAUGUCGAUGAGUGCGGGGAGAACCAGUGCGCGAGCUUCGGCUCCGAAGGUGUGAUUUGCAAUAACACCAUGGGAAGCUUCGAGUGCAAGUGCGCACCGGGUUACCGCCUGGAGGGCGAGCAGUGCAAGGAAAUCGAUGAAUGCGCCGACUCCAGCUCGAACGACUGUGCCGCUCAGGGCGGCGUUUGCACGAACAUUCCUGGUGCAUACUCAUGCACGUGCGAGGCUGGAUACAACCAACAGGGCCACGACUGCGUUGACAUCGACGAGUGCACGAGUGGCGAGCCGUGCGGACCCAACUCGGUCUGCGAGAACACUACCGGUUCGUACAACUGUUCGUGCCAGCCUGGCUUCGAGUUGAGGGACGGCGUGUGCGCUGACAUCGACGAGUGCGCGGAGAGCUCGACCAACGAGUGCCACAGCCACAAGGCGUCUUGCGUCAACAUCCCGGGGUCGUACACGUGCGAGUGCCUGUCAGGCUUCAUCGGCGAUGGCAAGAGCUGCGUCAACGUGAACGAAUGCGAGGGCGUGCACACCUGCCCGGUCAACGCCCACUGCGUGGACGCCGAUGGAUCCUACAAGUGCGAGUGCGACAACGGCUACGUUGCCUCGGGCGAAGGCAGCACUUUGUCUUGCGUCGAUCGGGACGAGUGCGAGGUCGCAGACGUGUGCGGCGAGAAUGCUACUUGCGUCAACGAACCAGGAUCUUACACGUGCGCGUGCAAACCCGGCUUCCACGACGACGGCGGCAACUGCGUCCACACUGACUUCUGCACCGAGGGUGAGACUUCCCCGUGCUCUCCUAACGCGUCGUGCGAGAACCACGACAAGGCAGUCUGCACAUGCAAGGAAGGCUUCGAAGGCGACGGCAACUCCUGCGCAGAUAUCGACGAGUGCGCGACCCAGACCGACAGCUGCGACCCGCACGCCCACUGCACAAACACGGAAGGCAGCUACACGUGCGAGUGCGGAACCGGUUACAGCGGAGACGGCAAGCACUGCCAGGACAUCAACGAGUGCGAGUCUGGCGAGCAGCUCUGCGACUCGAACGCGGUUUGUGAGAACACGCCGGGAUCCUUCUUGUGCCGCUGCAACACUGGCUACAUGGGCGACGGCAAGAGCUGCGUCUCCGUGGACAUGGUGCCCUCUCAGGACUUCUGCGUCAGCUGGGGCCCGUGGUCGAUGUGCGAUCAAGAGGGCGUCCAGACCCGCACGUGCCUCGGCCUGCCGGAGAAGGUGGAGAAGCUGCCGUGCUCCGCUGAGCAAGUGACGCUGCCGCCCGUCUGCCAACCGGGUCAAGGCGAGGGCGAGGAUGCUGAACACCCGUGCGGACCGUGGGGCUCCUGGAGCGAGUGCCCGGGCGAGGCCAACAACAUGAGCACCCGUCGCCGCCAAAACACCGAGUCUCCGGAAUGCGCGAACCAAGUGCAAGUCCUGGAGUGCCCGAAGGAAGCUAUCGAAAGCGCAUGCGGACCGUGGGAAGAGUGGACCGAGUGUGGCUUGCCAAUCGAGAGCAUGAUGAUGACGACCCGCGAGCAAUGUUCGUCUGAGAAGAUCUUCGCCGACUGCCCCGCAAGCAACGUCGGCGGCGCUGAGGACGGCAGCUGCAGAUCCUGGAGCGCGUGGUCUCUCUGCGAGCCAGUGCAGGACGGCCUGCACCAGCAGACCCGCUCCUGCCUGCAAAACGACACCACCGAAGUCAGGUUCUGCUUCCCGGAUGGCCACGAGACUGAGACCGAGUCCACCUGUAAGUCGUGCCAGGGUGGCUCGCUCAGCGAGUGGAGCGAAUGCGCAGGCCACAUGCAGGAGAGGAGCUACUCGGAGUGCCCGAACCUCAAAGAAGUUCGCCAUUGCGAGACGGAAGUGUGUGAGGCCUUCGGUGCUUGGACGGAAUGUGGCAACCCGAAGCCGGAACUCCGCAUCCGCGUGAGAGACCAAUGUGACAACGUCAAGUGCCUGUGCGCCGAAUCUGAGAUCUGCAAGGAGGGGACCACCGAGGUCCCGCCCACUGAAGAACUCCUGCCCCCGACUGGAGAGAUCCAGCCCCCGUACGGAGAAGUCGAGCCCCCGUAUGGAGAGAUCCAGCCCCCGUAUGGAGAAGUCGAGCCCCCGACUGGAGAGAUCCAGCCCCCGUAUGGAGAAGUCGAGCCCCCGUAUGGAGAGAUCCAACCCCCGUAUGGAGAAGUCGAGCCCCCGACUGGAGAGAUCCAGCCCCCGUAUGGAGAAGUCGAGCCCCCCACUGGAGAGAUCCAGCCCCCGUAUGGAGAAGUCGAGCCCCCGACUGAAGAAGUCGAGCCCCCGUAUGGAGAAGUCGAGCCCCCGACUGGAGAAGUCGAGCCCCCGUAUGGAGAAGUCGAGCCCCCGACUGGAGAGAUCCAGCCCCCGUAUGGAGAAGUCGAGCCCCCGACUGGCGAAAUCGAGCCCCCGUAUGGAGAAGUCGAGCCCCCGUAUGGAGAAGUCGAGCCCCCGACUGGAGAGAUCCAGCCCCCGUAUGGAGAAGUCGAGCCCCCGACUGGAGAAAUCCAGCCCCCCACUGGAGAGAUGGAACCCCCCACUGGAGAAAUCGAACCCCCGACUGGAGAGAUCGAACCCCCAACCACUGGUGGCGAGGGCGAGCAAGGCGAACCUGGAGUAGACGAGAGCACUGAGGAGGGUCCGAUCGAAGAGGAGGACACCUCGACUGAGGGAAGCAAUAGUGAGAAAGAAGAAGGAGGUCCGCCGACUGCAGCAAUUGCCGGUGGUGUCGUUGGUGGUGUUCUUUUGCUCGCUGCCGCGAUCGGCGCGGGCAUGUACGCAAGUGGCGGGGCGGCGGCGAAGCAGAAGGCGAGCAGGUCAUGUUCGAAGGCGCAGAAGAAGGUGGUGUGA
Besnoitia besnoiti is the source of this 6276-nucleotide messenger RNA. RefSeq names its product microneme protein MIC12. Gene Ontology annotation, molecular function: calcium ion binding. The record is from RefSeq and is a predicted model, not a curated record. The transcript has 8 exons. Bases 1 to 6276 code for a protein of 2091 amino acids. Lineage: Eukaryota; Apicomplexa; Conoidasida; Eucoccidiorida; Sarcocystidae.